AUGGCUGUUGCAGUCUGGAUCGUUUUCACCUGUGCAGUGGCUUUCAGUAACAUUACUCCAUCCUCGCAAGCUCUGAGCCGGUCAAUGAUGCCCUUCGGCUUGAUGCGUCGAGAGCUGGCGUGCGAAGGCUACCCGAUCGAGCUGCGCUGCCCUGGAAGUGAUGUCAUCAUGAUUGAGACGGCCAACUACGGCCGCACUGAUGACAAGAUCUGCGAUGCGGACCCCUUCCAGAUGGAGAAUGUGCAGUGCUACCUGCCUGACGCCUUCAAGAUAAUGUCACAGAGGUGUAAUAACCGCACCCAGUGUGUGGUGGUAGCAGGGUCGGAUGUGUUCCCAGACCCCUGCCCGGGGACUUAUAAGUACCUGGAGAUCCAGUACGAGUGUGUUCCCUACAAAGUGGAUCAAAAAGUCUUUGUAUGUCCGGGGACGCUGCUGCGGGUGCAGGCGGCCAGCUCUCUGCAGGAGGCAGAGCACCAGGCAGGGGCAUGGUGUAAGGACCCGCUGCAGUCUGGGGACCGUCUGUACGUUAUGCCCUGGACCCCCUAUCGCACCGACAUGCUGUAUGAGUAUGCCUCCUGGGAAGACUUCAAACAGAACCGAGCCACCACCACCUACAAGUUGCCCAACAGAGUUGAUGGCACAGGCUUUGUGGUGUAUGACGGUGCAGUAUUUUACAACAAAGAGCGCACACGAAACAUAGUCAAAUAUGACCUAAGGACACGCAUCAAAAGCGGUGAGGCCAUUAUCACAAAUGCCAACUACCAUGACACGUCACCGUACCGCUGGGGAGGGAAGUCGGACAUUGACCUGGCUGUGGAUGAGAACGGCCUCUGGGUGAUCUAUGCCACGGAGUCCAACAACGGACGACUGGUGGUCAGUCAGGUGAACCCUUACACCCUGCGCUUUGAAGGCACCUGGGAGACCAGCUUCGACAAGAGGAUGGCAUCCAACGCCUUCAUGGCGUGUGGUGUGCUUUAUGCAGUGCGCUCCGUCUACCAGGACGAUGACAGCGAAGCAGGUGGUGAUUUGGUGAUGUAUGCCUACAAUACCAACCAUGCCCGUGAGGAACCUGUCAACAUCCCUUUCCCAAACCCCUAUCAGUACAUUUCCUCUGUGGACUACAAUCCUCGAGACAACCAGCUUUAUGUCUGGAACAACUACAACGUGUUGCGCUACCCUCUGGAGUUUGGACCACCAGACCCAACCACAGGUCCUCUGACCACUACUCAAGUGACCACCACUCUUCCAGCCAGGCCGUUCACCUCCAGUACCAGCCCCUCUACCACCCGCCCUCUGGCCCCCACAUCACGCCCAAUUGGCUCCAUCAACAAGCACCCUGAUCUCCGACCAAUUACUGCCACUGUGCCUGUCACCCGUCGGCCACCCCGUCCUCCACAAGGCCCAGAGCCCCAUGUCUGUGAGACCAAGCUGGUCCGUGGUGUCCAGUGGCCCACCACACAGAGAGGAGAAACAGUAGACCGCCCGUGUCCCAAAGGAUCUCUAGGCAUUGCUUCGUUCCAGUGCUUGGCGGAGCAGGUCAUGUGGAACCCGCGGGGUCCUGACCUGAGUAACUGCACCUCCCCGUGGGUCAACCAGGUGGCCCAGAAGAUAAAGAGUGGUGAGAAUGCUGCCAACAUAGCUGGUGAGCUGGUGAACCACACGCGGGGUCGGAUCCAGGCGGGAGAUGUCAGCUCCUCCGUGCGACUGAUAGAGCAACUGCUGGACAUACUGGAUGCCCAACUUCAGGCCCUGAGGCCCGGAAACAAGGAGUCAGCUGCACGGAACUACAACAAGCUCCAGAAGCGAGAGCGGACCUGUCGGGCCUACAUCCAGGCGGUGGUGCAGACAGUGGAUAACUUGCUGCGUCCCGAGGCUCUGGAGUCGUGGCAGGACAUGAACAGCACAGAGCAGGCUCACACUGCCACCAUGCUACUGGACGUACUGGAGAAAGGAGCUUUCCUUCUGGCCAACAACAUGUACGGGAAUCGCUUUUCUGACCGAGCGCCCAGCAUUGAUCUCGAGGUGCAUGUUCUAAACACAGAGAUGGACCUGCAGGACUUGUCUUUCCCGCAGAACUACGCCAGUGACAGCACUAUUCAGCUUUCAGCCUCCACUAUCAAACAGUACAGUCGCAAUGGACAAGUCAAGGUGGUGUUCAUUCUGUAUAAAAACUUGGGAUCCUUCCUGUCGACUGAGAACGCCACCGUGAAAAUGGAGGUGGAGGCCGGGUCAAGCCACGAUCGGAAACGCCUGGCGGUCAAUUCACAUGUAAUCGCUGCCUCCAUCAAUAAAGAGUCCAGCAGAGUGUUUCUCACUGAGCCGGUGGUCUUCACACUCAAACAUCUAAAGCUGGAGAAUUAUUACACUCCAAAUUGCUCCUUCUGGAAUUACUCUGAGCGCUCCAUGACAGGCCAGUGGUCCUCGCAGGGCUGCAGGCUGCUGGACACCAACAACACGCACACCACCUGCUCCUGCAGCCACCUCACCAACUUCGCCGUGCUCAUGGCUCACCACGAGCCCGAUUACCCGGGGAGAAUGCAUGAACUCAUCCUAUUUGUGAUCACCUGGGUGGGGAUAGUCAUCUCUCUAGUGUGUCUAGCCAUCUGCAUCUCCACUUUCUGCUUCCUGCGAGGCCUGCAGACCGACCGCAACACCAUCCACAAGAACCUCUGCAUCAACCUCUUCAUCGCAGAGCUGCUCUUCCUCAUCGGCAUCGACAAGACAGAUUACCAUAUUGCCUGUCCCAUCUUUGCUGGCCUUCUGCAUUUCUUCUUCUUGGCUGCCUUCUCCUGGAUGUGUCUGGAGGGUGUGCAACUCUAUCUCAUGCUGGUGGAGGUCUUUGAGAGCGAGUACUCGCGCAAAAAGUACUACUAUCUGUGCGGCUACUGCUUCCCCGCGCUGGUGGUGGGCAUCUCCGCGGCCAUAGACUACAGGAGCUAUGGGACCAAGAAAGCAUGCUGGCUGCGAGUGGAUAACUACUUCAUCUGGAGCUUCAUUGGACCCGUUUCAUUUGUUAUUAUGCUCAACCUCAUUUUCCUCAUGAUCACUUUACACAAAAUGAUCCGCAACUCCUCAGCACUCAAACCUGACUCCAGCCGCCUGGAUAACAUUAAGUCAUGGGCUCUGGGGGCCAUUGCCUUGCUCUUCCUGCUGGGGCUGACGUGGGCCUUUGGCCUCCUCUUUAUCAAUGAAAACACAGUGAUCAUGGCUUACCUUUUCACCACCUUCAACGCCUUCCAGGGCAUGUUUAUCUUCAUCUUCCACUGUGCCCUGCAGAAGAAGGUCCAUAAGGAGUACAGUAAGUGUCUGCGUCACUCCUACUGCUGCAGCCGCACCUCCACCACCAGCUCCCACGGCUCCCUGAAGAACUCAGGCCUGCGUGCCAACAACCGUUACUACAGCGGCAGCCAAGCUCGCCACGCAGCAGCCCACAGACAGAGUCGAAUCCGCAGGAUGUGGAACGACACGGUUCGGAAGCAGACGGAAUCUUCUUUCAUGGCGGGAGAUAUCAACAGCACCCCGACACUCAACCGCGCAACCAUGGGCAACCAUCUCCUCACGAACCCGGUGUUACAGACUCGCACUGGUACCUCUCCUUACAACACUCUGCUGGCCGAGAGCUUCACCCCACCUUCACCUGGUGUCUUCAACUCUACUGGAACCUUUCGUGACCCAAAGAGCACUUUAUCUAAGGCCCGUGACCCCUGUGGAAUGGAAACCCUGCCGCUGAAUGGUAACUUCAAUAACAGCUACUCCUUACGCAGUGGCCCAGGGGGUGUAGGCGGCGGCAGCUGUGAUUUCCUAGGUGGUGGGGGUGAAGACAGUCCCCCGCCCCUCCUUAAUCCCCGCAGCUCAGAAGCCCUGGGAGGUGGAGGCAUUCGACGAAACCUCUCUGAUGCCGCAGCCUUUGAGAAGAUGAUCAUCUCUGAGCUUGUGCACAACAACCUGAGAGGUGGUGUUGGAGGAGGUGAUGUAGGGGACAGAGUGUGUGGCAGCCUGGCCAGGGGACGUCCUCACGUUGGGGUUGGAGGGGGCACAACGGGGGUCGGGCCAGAGCCGUCGAUAAGCAUAGAUGAAGAUGAGGACUUUCUGAGAGAGGGGCGGCAGCGCACCCCGCAGGAUGUGGAGCUGCUAUAUAAAGCUUUGGAGGAGCCACUGCUAUUACAACGUGCCCAGUCAGUCCUCUACCAGAGCGAUCCAGAGGAGUCAGAGAGCUAUACGGCCGACCUCACCGAGAGUCUGGGCCACAGUGGCCACAGUGGCCAGAGUGCUGGCGGGCAGGGAGGCAAUAGAGCUCCUGACUCCCCGGCCCGUGACUCCCUGUACACCAGCAUCACCAACCUGCGAGACUCACCAUACCCCGACAGCAGUCCUGAGCCCCUGGAGGUGGUGCCUCGCUCGGCCCAGCCCCCUGAGGAGCUGUACUACAGCUCCGGCAGGCCUGCCCUGGGCUCUCGUGGGGCCCCCAUGCAGACCUUCUACCAGGCCCCACCCCGGAGACCGAGUGGGGAGGGACACCAGGCUCAGGAGCCUGCCCACAGCGAGGGAGACGGACAGAUGCAGCUGGUCACCAGCCUGUGA
Molecule: messenger RNA, 4581 nt
Organism: Scomber japonicus (chub mackerel)
Lineage: Eukaryota; Metazoa; Chordata; Actinopteri; Scombriformes; Scombridae
Gene: adgrl1a
Product: adhesion G protein-coupled receptor L1a
Exons: 25
Coding region: 1-4581 (1526 amino acids)
Biological process (GO): heterophilic cell-cell adhesion; adenylate cyclase-activating G protein-coupled receptor signaling pathway; cell surface receptor signaling pathway
Cellular component (GO): presynaptic membrane; postsynaptic density; axon
Molecular function (GO): latrotoxin receptor activity; carbohydrate binding; G protein-coupled receptor activity
Source: RefSeq, a predicted model, not a curated record